UUCCUCGUUGGCAGCAGCGUCUCUACUGUUGGCAGGAGUGUCCAGAAUAAAAACGGCAACACCAGACAGGGGAGGGGGAAAAAAGCAAAGUGAUCCAUUGAACCAGAGUCCUUUGCCUCUCUUAAUUACACAGAGUCUCGUAUCUCUUUUUUUUUCUCCCACCUUUUCACUCUCUUUGCAUGACUCUGGGCUCAGGGUAAUUAGCUUGAAGAGAAUAAAACCAGCUGAUCGGGAGAGGGGUGGUGCAGUUUGGAGCGAGAUGGCGAACAGAAACAUUCUGUGGCUCUUCUGUGGACUCUUCCUCUUAGCCUUGAUUCAACCUUCUCUGCAGGGAGGUGUGUAUGUACCAACUGGGACUGGGAUUGGACCAGGUGGUGUUGGAACAGGAACUGGAUUCUUUCCAGGAUCUGCUGGAGCAGGCCCUGCAGGAUAUAAACCAGCCAAGGCUGGAGUCGGAGGUUAUGGAGGUGGUGCAGGCGUCGGUGUGGGUCCAGGUGGUCUAGUACCAGUUGGUGUUGGACCAGGAGGAGUGAGAUUAGGAGGCCAAGGUGGGAAGGGACCUAAACCAGGCUACGGCAAUCUAGGAGUUGGUGGUCUUGGAGGUGUGGGCCCCGGAGGAGGCGGCUACGGUGGAUACGGCGGAGGCACCGCAGGGUUUUUCCCCGGAGUUGGACAGAAAGCUGCCAAAAGAGGUGCAGGAGGCCAUCUGCUACCACAGGGAGGAACUGGAGGAACAGUGCUGGGGGCUGGAGGAGUUCCUGGAGGUACAGGAACUGGUGUAUUGCCAGGUGGUGUGCCUGUUAUUCCCCAGACAGGCCUUCCAGGAGGAGGAGGAGCCGGGGGUGCCGCAGGAAAGAAAGCUUCCAAAGUGCCAGGUGUGGGGGUGCCUGGACUUUACCAAGGUGGACUAGUACCAGGACAAGGGUUUGGUGGACGUGGAGUUUUGCCUGGAGUUCCAACCGGCACUGACCUGAAUCCUAAAUCCAUUGCAAAUGGAGGUCAAGGCGGAACUCCGGGGCAAGGCGGCCGUGGGUUUGGCGGCCAGAUGCAGCCAGGAGUCUUCCACGGAUACCCACUCAAGACACCUUCAACACAAGGUGGAUAUGGAGCCAAACCUGGAGGUGGAAAACUUCCCUUUGGUUACGGUGGCUUUGGUGCUGGUGGAGCUGGACUACCAGGAGGACAAGGUGGCCCAGGGUAUCCAAUAGGAACUGGUGUGGGACCAGGAGCCAUAGCAGCUGCUCAGGCUAAAGCUGCUAAAUAUGGCGGAGUUCCUGGUGGAGUACCAGGUGGAGUUCCUGGUGGAGUACCAGGUGGGGUACCUGGUGGAGUUCCAGGAGGUGUACCUGGUGGAGUUCCAGGUGGAGUACCAGGUGGGGUCCCUGGAUUGCUACCAGGUGGUGCACCUAUUGGAAGACUACCAUUUGGAUAUUCACCUGCAGCCAAAGCUGCUAAAUAUGGGAUAGUUGGACAGGGAGGACAACUGGGAACAGGUGGACAACUAGGAACAGGUGGACAACUCCUACCAGGCCAACUAGGAGCAGGAGGAUAUUCUCCUGCAGCGAAAGCUGCUGCUAAAGCAGCUCAAUAUGGACAACUUGGACAACUGGGAACAGGAGGACAAUUUGGAACAGGGGGACAACUGGGAACAGGAGGACAAUAUGGAACAGGGGGACAACUGGGAACAGGAGGACAAUUUGGAACAGGGGGACAACUGGGAACAGGAGGACAAUUUGGAACGGGAGGAUAUUCUCCUGCUGCUAAAGCUGCUGCUAAAGCUGCUAAAUAUGGUGUUGGUGGACAACUGGGAACGGGUGGGCCAGUUGGAACAGGACAAUUAGGAGCAGGAGGACCAUUAGGAGCACUGGGACCAUUAUGGAAUAGAGAAUACUCUCCUGCUGCAAAAGCUGCUAAAUAUGGACUACUGGGAACAGGUCGUGGAGGCACAGGAGGACUAGGAGGAACUGGACUAGGAGGACAGGGAGGAACAGGACUAGGAGGCACAGGAGGACUAGGAGGCACAGGACUAGGAGGACAGGGAGGAACAGGACUAGGAGGCACAGGAGGACAGGGAGGUGGAGGAUACUCUCCUGCUGCUAAAGCUUAUAAAUAUGGUCCAGGUGGUGGCGGUAGAGUUCCCGGAGGCCCAGUUUUACCAGGAUACGGCUCUCUGGCCACUGGAGCAAAACCUCCUAAAUACGGGGUCCAAGGAGGUCAAGGAGGUCAAGGAGGAGUUGUUCCCGGGGGAGCAGGACAGUUCGUACCUGGGUUUGGUGGCUACGGUGGUUAUGGAGCCGGUGCUGGAGUCAAACCCCCUAAGUAUGGAGUAGCUACAGGAGCAGGAGCACCAAUAGGAGCAGGACUUGGACCCGGAGCAGCUGGAGGAACAGGGUUGGGAGGUGGAGGAUUAGGAGGGACGGGGUUGGGAGUUGGAGGAGCAGGAGGUCAAUACUCUGCUAAAGCUGCUAAACAUGGAAGCAUCACUGGAGUAGGGCUCGCUGUCCCUGGACCAACUCUGUCCACAGGUGUGGGGGGUCUUCCAGAUGGUUCUGCUUUUGCAGGCCCCGAUGGGACUGGAGUUCCUGGAAAACCAGCCAAGGACAUAGGUGUGGGUGGAACUCCUCGACCAGGGCUCGCGCCUAUUGCUGCAACUGGGAAGACCCCAGAGGUCCCGCAGCCCAGUGUGUCUGGUGGGAUCAUUCAGCCUGGCUCUGGCACCAGUGUCGGGGGAGCAGGUGUUGGAGCGCCUCCUGCUGGGGGAACAACGGGUCAAGGCCAACCUGGUGUGGAUGCAGGAGGUAAACCACCAAAACCAUAUUUACCAGGUGCUGGAAAUGGAUACCCAUAUGGUGGAGGUUAUGGAUUACCAUAUGGUGCAGGGGCUGGGACUGGUACUGGUGUUGGAACUGGAACAGCACCGCUGGCUGGGGUAAAGCCUUUGAAACCACCAGCUGUGGGUGGAGUUGGGGGUGGAGUAGGGAUCCCACUGACAGGAGGAGGUUAUCCAACAGGUCACCUGUAUCCUUCUGGAGUUGGACUGGGAGGAGGAGCAGGUGCUGGAGCUAAAGGCCCUAAACCAGGCUACGGUAAUCUGGGUGGUGUUGGUGGAGGAUAUCAGCCAGGUGUGCUUCCUGUAGUCCCUGGUUACGGAGUAGGUUUCCCUCAGCAGUACUACCAAGGUGGAUAUGUACCUGCUCCACUGACUCCACAACAAGCCAAAGCAGCCAAAUAUGGAGCGCUCCAAGGGUUUCUUGGUGGUGCAGGGGGAGGAGGAGGAGCAGGAGGUGUGGGAGGCAUCUACAGAGGUGGAGUUGCAGGAUGCCAGGGAAAAUACUGCGGGCGGAGGAAGUAGAGGAUCUCUUGAGAUCCAGUGUGACCUCAAGGAACUAUGGUGCUACUGCAUGAUUAAGAAUGUACAUUUUAUAUGCAAAACAAAGCCCAGUUAGACAUUUUGUAAAGAUGUUUUUUUUUUUUACCAGAGUUAACCACCCGUUUUAUACAAACCCACCGACCAGGAGUUUUGUACACAUUCUGAUGUGACCCAUGUUAUUGAAAGUUCUUUUUAAUCAUUAUUGAGGUCAAGUUAUUCAGCUUUAACACCCUCUCUGGAGUGUGUCGCUGCGUGUGGGUGAAGCGUCUGUGUGAGUGUGUGUUUUUUUGCCAUAUGGUUUGGACUGUUGUGCAGAAGACUGAGUCUGAGUUAUGGCAGGCCAAUGUGACCUACGCGUACCUUCACUUUAAUCUUGGCGCGAGUCGAUCUGUCACCGGUGUGGAGAGGCGCCGUUUCCUCCUGCCGUGCAGAGCCUCCUCUCCUGACAUAUCACAGAGGCUGAGAUGGUCGAGAUUCUGAGAAGAUUUGUUUGAACUCAGCAUCUUUUCUUGCCUCUCUGUCCUCUGCUGAUAUUUUUAGGUCUGCUGGGCAACGAGCAGCAGGAAGAUGGGACUCCUGCCAAUCCAUCUGCUCUCAGUAACUUCGCUGAAUUUCCUGUUUAUGCAUUUUAUGUUUCGCAGCUUUCCGUCUUCAUCGUGGUGAAGACAGUUUUAAAGAGAACAGAAUAUCAAUCAGACACCUGUCUAGGCUUGUGUGUGUGUGUGUGUGUGGACGUGUGAAUGUGUCCCUGUCCUUCACUGCUUCCAGUGUUUAGUCCAACUGCAGCACUUAUUUACUUCUUUUUUUGCGUAAUUUGUCAUUAUUAUAAUUAUUCCAGAUUUUUUUUUUUUUGCACCACAGUUUGACGCAUAGCUUAUUGUCAGGAGGGAUUGGAAAUGUAAAACAAGAACAAUCAUUUGCUUUUGCCUAUAUUUACUGUUAUGAACUGAAUUAUGAUAAAGACAGUGGGAGGAUGACGACGACGACGUGUCCAUGUGCUUCAUACACUCCCACUGUUCUCCAUUUACUUGAGCUGCUUUUAAAAAAGAAAAGGCUUCACUGACCAAAGGUUCAUGAGCGCUGUUGACUCUCUGUAAUUGUGUACUGUAUUUUGUACUAAUUGUGACGUUAGCCAGCUUCAGUUCCUUCACUCGGUGCUGUGUAAGAACUGUCUUUGAGCCUCGCUGGGUCAGACCAUUCUUCAUCUUAAUUUAAAGCUGUUUUUUUUUUUUUUUUUUUUUUUAUAAGGAGGAACAGUCUGGUUUUGCACUUUUUAUAUUUCCAUGACGUGUGUGACUUGUUCCUGGACAUCCCAGCAUUUUAUUUGCUUCAGUAAGUAACAAAAUAAAAUGUCUUUAAAGAUUC
Cynoglossus semilaevis (tongue sole) is the source of this 4735-nucleotide messenger RNA. RefSeq names its product elastin a (gene elna). The coding region runs from base 260 to 3352 and encodes 1030 amino acids. Gene Ontology annotation, molecular function: extracellular matrix structural constituent. The record is from RefSeq and is a predicted model, not a curated record. The transcript is spliced from 45 exons. NCBI's taxonomy places the organism in Eukaryota, Metazoa, Chordata, Actinopteri, Pleuronectiformes, Cynoglossidae.